AUGGCACGGGCUAGCACGCAGACGGCGUUCGGCUUCGGUUGCAGCCUCGACUGGCGGCCGACUUCGUUCGUGCCCGCUUUCCCGUCGACCAGAGUGUGCAGCGCCUGCGGACUGGUGCCGCCGGCGACGGCAACGCUGCCCUGCCGUCACCUGCUGUGCGAGCCGUGCUACAAAGGACGUGCAAGUGGCAGCAACCGCUGUCCGCUGGACAAGGAAACGUUCCAAGAGGAGGACGUCGUUUGGUCGUCCCGUAUCAGAAAGGACGCUCUUCUGAGCCGCAAGGUGCGCUGCUGGAACGCUGACAACGGCUGCAGCGCCGAGGGCGCAGCUUCGGUGAUGCUGGGGCACUUUGCCAACGCUUGCCGCUUCCACGUCGUGAGCUGUCCCAGGUGCUGCGGCAGGGUACCGCACCUGGAAAUGGCCGACCACCUGGAGUCCUGCCGUGCGCCACCCAACCUUCCUGGGCAGCCGGCGCUCGACGACAACUUUGUCAAUGCCGCGCUGGAGGUGAGGGACGCCCUGAGAGGGAUCUCGGAAAAGUGUACCUCCAUCGAGUCGAAGCUCGAGUCCUUCGAGGAGCGUCUCCCCUCCUUCAGAGACGACUCGAUAGCGGAGCUAUCCGCCAUUUUACGCCAGACCGCGAGGGGCGCCAUCGAAAGCGCCACUGAGACUAGUCGAGUCGACACCGGGGCUCUGUUGGCUGAACACAGGCACAGAGUGGUUUCGCAGAUCGGGGAAGCCCUUGCUGAGAUGGAGCGCUCGACAGUCGCGGCCGUCGCCCAGGAGUGCAACCGGAAAGCGGAAUCGGUCAGCGGUAAAGUCGCAGACCAAACAUCGACCGAAGCACUAAACAACGGGCGAACCGCUCCUAUGUCAUCGGCCCGGUCUCGGUUGAUCUCCGACGUGAGUCGAAAGAUCACGAAGUGUCGAGAGAAGCUCAUGAAGAAAGAAGCCCUAUCGGGAAAGGAAGCGGCUAAGCUUCUCAAGAUGCUCGCUCUCUCGUCUCUCGCAGUCACAAACGACGCCCUGGACGUGUCAGAGUCACGUGAGUGCACUAUAAAAAACUGGGAAAAGUUCCGGUCCAGGUUGACCGAUUGUGGUUGCAUCAAACACGUUAGUCCAAGCGCAUAUUUUUAUGGAUACCGUCUUUUCAUCGAGCUGAGCCUCGAUUCCUGUACUGAUGAGUUUCGACUACAAGCGUUUGUACGGGAAGGCUUGUACGACGAAUUCGUAGACUGGCCCGUGAACGUAAAGCUCAGGGUGCACUUCAUUCAUCCCACCGACGAAUCCAAGAGCCUCAUCUUAGACGAACAAUUUACCUGGGAAGAGCGCACAACAGACGAUGUCUAUCCCCAGGAUGAAGUCCCCUACCAGACGUCGAGUCGCUGUGUAAGCAUUGCGUCAUUGGAACGCGAUGGUUUCACAUCGAACAAUGGUCUCCGUGUUGAGUACGAAUUUGUGCGUUAG
Messenger RNA from Dermacentor andersoni, 1467 nucleotides. Lineage: Eukaryota; Metazoa; Arthropoda; Arachnida; Ixodida; Ixodidae. The record is from RefSeq and is a predicted model, not a curated record.